AUGGAACUCCAGAAUUUAACAAGUUUCUCAGAAUUUCUCCUCCUGGGCCUCUCAGAUGAUCUGAACCUGCAGCCAUUCAUAUAUGGGCUCUUUUUGUUCAUGUACCUGGUCACCGUGCUGGGGAAUCUUCUCAUCAUCCUGGCUGUCAGCUCUGACCCCCACCUCCACACCCCCAUGUACUUCUUCCUCUCCAACCUGUCCUUGGCUGACAUUGGUUUCAGUACCACUACAGUCCCCAAGAUGCUGGUGAAUAUCCAGGCACACAGCAAAUCUAUCACCUAUGCAGGCUGCCUAACUCAGAUAUCCUUCUUUUUUCUUUUUGGCUGUUUGGACAGUCUACUCCUGGCUGUGAUGGCCUAUGACCGGUUGGUGGCCAUCUGUCACCCACUACACUACCCAGUGAUCAUGAAGCCCUGUAUCUGUGGCUUGUUAGUUCUUAUGUCAUUUUUUAUCAGUCUUUUGGACUCUCAGAUGCAUUGCUUGAUGGUGUCGCAACUUACUUUCUGCAAAGAUGCAGAAAUCCCUCAUUUCUUUUGUGAUGUUCCUAAGCUUCGCGACCUUGCCUGUUCUGACACUUCAGGAAGUAACAUUGUCAUGCUUUUUGCUGUGACCAUCUCUGGUUUUCUCCCUAUAUCAGGAAUUGUUUUCUCUUACUAUAGAAUUGUUUCCUCCAUUCUGAGAGUCUCAUCAUCCAGUGGGAGGUACAAAGCCUUCUCUACCUGUGGUUCUCACCUGUUGGUUGUUUGUCUGUUUUAUGGAACAGGCCUUGGGGUGUAUCUCAGUUCAGCUGUCUCAUCUUCCCCAAGGAAGGAUGCAGUGGUCUCAGUGAUGUACACUGUGGUCACCCCUAUGCUGAACCCCUUCAUCUACAGUCUGAGGAACAAGGACAUCAAGAGUGCCCUGUUGAGGAUUAUCAGCAGAAUAGUCUAA
Messenger RNA from Dama dama (fallow deer), 930 nucleotides. Its product is annotated as olfactory receptor 7E178-like. Bases 1 to 930 code for a protein of 309 amino acids. Gene Ontology annotation, biological process: G protein-coupled receptor signaling pathway. The record is from RefSeq and is a predicted model, not a curated record. Gene Ontology annotation, molecular function: G protein-coupled receptor activity; olfactory receptor activity. Lineage: Eukaryota; Metazoa; Chordata; Mammalia; Artiodactyla; Cervidae. The transcript has a single exon. Gene Ontology annotation, cellular component: membrane.